GGGACAGGCUUGCCUGAGGGAGAGCUGUGCCGAGUUCAGUCCCACAGAGCCAUGGCAAGAGCUGUGGCUAAGGAAGGAGAGCCCAAUGGGACCACUGCAGCUCCUGAGGAGAUAAAGAAGGAAGAAAUGGAAGAGAGAGGCCAAUGGAGUAGCAAAAUGGAGUUUGUGCUGUCUGUGGCUGGGGAGAUCAUUGGUCUGGGGAACGUGUGGAGGUUCCCAUACCUCUGCUACAAGAAUGGUGGUGGAGCCUUCCUCAUCCCUUACCUCAUCUUCCUCUUCACCUGUGGGAUCCCUUUGUUCUUCCUGGAGACGGCGCUGGGGCAGUACACCAGCCAGGGAGGGGUCACUGCCUGGAGGAAGAUCUGUCCCAUCUUUGAAGGAAUUGGAUAUGCCUCACAAGUCAUUGGCUACUAUCUAAAUAUCUACUACAUUGUCAUCCUGUCCUGGGCACUCUUCUACCUCUUCAGCUCCUUCACUGCUGUGCUACCAUGGGCCAGCUGUGAUAACCCCUGGAACUCAGAUCUCUGUGUGGACAUUCUGAAGAGCUCCAGCCUGGACAACAGGACCCUGCCUGCGAACGCCACCUCCCCAAUGAUCGAGUUUUGGGAGAAGCGAGUGCUGGGGCUCACGGAUGGCAUUCACCGACUGGGCGCUGUGCGCUGGGAGCUGGCUCUGUGCCUCCUGCUGGCCUGGAUCAUCUGCUACUUCUGCAUCUGGAAAGGGGUCAAGUCCACAGGAAAAGUCGUUUACUUUACUGCCACCUUCCCCUACAUGAUGCUGCUGAUCCUGCUGGUGCGAGGAGUCACGCUGCCCAGCGCUGCCCAGGGCAUCAUCUUCUACCUCAAGCCCGACAUCUCCAGGCUGGCAGACCCACAGGUCUGGAUGGAUGCAGGCACUCAGAUCCUCUUUUCUUAUGCCAUCUGCCAGGGGUGUCUGACAGCUCUGGGCAGCUACAACAAAUACACCAACAACUGCUACAGGGACUGCAUCAUGCUCUGCUUCCUGAACAGUGCCACCAGCUUCGUUGCUGGCUUUGCCAUUUUCUCUGUGCUGGGCUUCAUGGCUGCAGAGCAGGGCGUGCCCAUUUCAGAAGUGGCCGAAUCAGGUCCUGGCCUGGCUUUCAUAGCAUAUCCAACAGCAGUCACAAUGAUGCCUGUAUCUCAGCUGUGGUCCUGCCUCUUCUUCCUCAUGCUGAUCUUCCUGGGACUGGACAGCCAGUUUGUCUGUGUGGAGAGCGUGGUGACCUCUCUGAUCGACAUGUUCCCGGGGGUGCUGCGGAGGAAGGGCCGGAGGGAGCUGCUGAUCCUGGCCAUUGCAGUCGUAUGCUACCUGCUGGGCCUGCUGCUGGUCACAGAGGGUGGGAUGUACAUCUUCCAGCUCUUUGACUACUACGCUGCCAGUGGCACUUGCCUGCUCUUCCUGUCCAUUUUUGAAGUCAUCUGCAUAGGAUGGGUAUAUGGUGCCAACCGCUUCUACGACAACAUAGAGGACAUGAUUGGCUUCCGGCCCUGGCCCCUGAUCAAGUUCUGCUGGCUGCUGCUCACCCCGGGGCUCUGCUUGGCUGUUUUCCUGUUCUCCCUGAUCAAGUACAAGCCAUUGAAGUACAACAAUUCCUACGUGUAUCCAGCCUGGGGCUACGUGGUGGGCUGGAUGAUGGCACUCUCCUCCAUGGUCUGCAUUCCUCUCUAUGCUAUCUUCAUCUUCCUCAAAACCAAAGGACCCCUGAAGCAGCGGCUGGCGCAGCUGAUGGCCCCGGCGGAGGACCUGCCGCAGCCGAGGAGGUGCGCGGCAGCGCCGGGCGCACCGCAGCGCCAGGGCUGGGCGCCUCCGCUCCAAGAGGUGGUCAGCGUCACGGAGAGAGAAACCCACUUCUGAGGCACUGGGGACGUCUCCUCCAUUCCCUGGACCGAUCUGCUCUCUUCUUCCCAAAGUGAUUUCUCUUCUCCUGGGCUCUUCCCCUCUCCGCUUCGCGUCGGAGGCAGAAGCGCCUGGGAUAUCCUCUCCUUCCAGCUGCACCCACCGCGGGCAGCGUUUCCUUGAACGCCCUGGGGAGUUCUAGAACCACAGAAUGUCAGGGGCUGGAUGGGACCCCCAGAGCUCAUCCAGUCCGACUCCCCUGCCGGAGCAGGGUCACCUAUACACGACCACACAGGACCGCGUCCAGGCGGGUCUGGACUGUCUCCAGGGAGGGGACAACUCCUCCCUGCCAGCAGAUGGGGAGAGAGCAAUACACUUUCGUCAGAGGUGCCCUCCAGGUCUGACUGUGAUGGGGGAGAGAAAAAACAGUGUAUUGCCAAAACAAGCCAGCCCAACCAACAACAACAAAAGGAGGAGAGCCAAAAGCUGUCAUGCUGGGAGGAUGAAGGGAAACCACAGUGGUGAGAGAGAGGAGAGAGUAGAGGCAUGCAGGGGCAGAGUUAGGGAUGCAGAGGCACUAAAUAAGGGGAUAUUAGCACAAGGGGGUGAGUAAGCUGGUUCAGAAGUACAUAAGAAGCUGGAGGAUGACAAAGGAAAGGGCAUUGCCAGGUUACCUUUGUAGAAGGGAGAUGGAGCCAGGAACUUAUCUGUGGCUGUGAUAAAAGGAGGCUGCAGUGGAGCCACAGGUUCCAUUGCCACUGAAAAGGAAGAGAGUGCCAAGGUGUUUGGGUCAGUCAUGGCUUGAUGAUGGCUCUCAAGGCAUUCUUAGGAGGGAAAAGGGGUGAGGAGUAACUAUGCAGGGGACUUGCUUUUGGUCAAAGCCACACAGCCCAGUGAAAACCCCUCUGAGACUGAAAGGGCUGAAUAUUUGACAGUCUUUUAAGGUCCAUAGCAUGCAGGGAAAGUCCCAGAGCAGCUGGUGGGGAACAGAGGAACUGCAGCACAACAGGGAGAAAUGAGUCCCCGGGGACUGCAUGCCCACAACUGUAGCUGCACUGCUGGGGCACUCUGUAGAGGAAUUAAUGGAAGAGUUGAUGGGCCUGAUCCUGUGCUGCGGAGUAGCAGUGGGGUGAGAGCGGGAGAGGGACUGUGCUCCCCCAGCUUUGCUGCAGACCACUGCUCAGGGGAUGAGCAAGACAUAAUUUGGUGCAAUAAUCACAAGCUCAGGCGAGAUAAACUGGGACAGGAAUAGCUAAGAUGGGUUCAUUGAAAGCAGAUGGUGUUGAAUUAAAGGUCUCUCCGUGCCAGACUAGGCAUGAAGGUGAGGCAGCGGCUUGGAGGGAUCGCACUUGGACCUGGCUUUUAGUGCAGAGCCACGCAGCUCUCUCCUGUGGAGACUAGGGCUGUAAAACUCCCUGCCAGAAGCUGCUUGAAUGCCUAUCAUAUUUUCACAGUCAAAACCACAGCAGAAGACAGUAGGAGAGUCCCUGCAGCAGCUUCCCUGUGGUUGAAGGCACAUGGCUGUGUUACAAAUAACAGUGCCUCAAACCAGGACGGUGAAAGACCAUUAAAAAGACUCAGAAAUGCCACAGGCUCCUUCCCCUUGUUUCUUGUUCCCAGUAAUUGCUUUUCCCUGUGCUUUGUGGAGAUAAACCACUGGCACUGAGAGCAAGCAGGAGGAAAUCUGUGCAGUGUGCUGCUACCUGUUCCAAUUGCUAUGGGAACCUUAUCUGCUGCGGCUGCCUCUGAGUUUAACAGGGGGAAUUAGCGCAGGGCAAUCUUUCCCCCGUUCAAUUUCCUUGCCUUUAAAAACUAAAAGUUGCUCAUGAAAUAAACACUGGAAGUCAAGUGUCAAAA
Messenger RNA from Pogoniulus pusillus (Red-fronted tinkerbird), 3714 nucleotides. RefSeq names its product sodium- and chloride-dependent betaine transporter-like. The record is from RefSeq and is a predicted model, not a curated record. Bases 52 to 1875 code for a protein of 607 amino acids. Gene Ontology annotation, molecular function: gamma-aminobutyric acid:sodium:chloride symporter activity. Gene Ontology annotation, biological process: sodium ion transmembrane transport. The transcript has 15 exons. NCBI's taxonomy places the organism in Eukaryota, Metazoa, Chordata, Aves, Piciformes, Lybiidae. Gene Ontology annotation, cellular component: plasma membrane.